AUGUGGUAUUAUUCUUCUCAAAUAAAACUUCUAUUUAGUGUUCAAACUGCACAAGGUGAAGGAGAAGAAUUGAUACGUACACUAGCUUCAGUUUUAGAUAAGAAUGCUUCAACUGUUGAUUGGACAUUAAUCGAUGUAAAAUUACCAAAUGAAAAAAUCAAAAUAUAUGUUGUAACAUAUGUAACACAGAAAUAUUUAGCAUUUGAUGAUAUUUCUGUGGAUUAUUGUGAUGGUCAACUGCCUCCACCUCCUAAAGUUUUAUAUACUUGUGAUUUCGAAUCAUCUUGCUCAAACGAUUUUGUUACAUUACCAGCAUAUCAAUAUAAAUGGUUAAUAUCGAGUGCAAGUGAAGCUCGUCAAAUUGAAUCAUCUGCUCCAAUUGUUGAUUAUACAUUUGGAAAUAGUUCAGGACAUUAUGCAUUUGUGCCAGUUUCUCAUAUAGUCGAUAAAGGUAAAGUUGGUUAUAUGCAUUUAGAAAAACAAUUCCAAGUAACAUUUCAAGAAUCUUACUGUUUGAAUUUUCAAUAUUAUGCUUAUCCAGCAAGUAGUAACAGCUUUUUAAGAAUUUAUUCAUGGGCUUCAGAUGGAUCAAAAGCAAUUGGAUUUCUAUGGCCUGAAGACAAAUCAGGACAUCACAUAACCAGCGGUCGAUGGGGUUGGGGUAUUAUUAAUUUACCAGUUGGUAAUUAUUCAUUUCUUUUUCGUGUGGAUACUUAUGAUACUUCGGCAUAUUCGUUUGCUCUCGAUAAUAUUGCUAUCAUCUCAUGUGAUUAUCCACCUACAACUAAUUCAUACAAUUCUCUUCUUUCUUUCUCAUGUAAUUUUGAUAAUUUGACAAUGUGUGAGAUGAUUAAUGAUAAGAACUCGACAUUUAAUUUCACGGCAUUUACUGGUGAGACCAUACCUGAUCAAGAACUUGGUCCCACUCGAGAUCAUACACAUAAUUCAACAUCUGCUGGUUUUCUCUACUGGAAUCAAAAUUUGCCAGUCAGUACAAAUGAUAAAGGUGGUGUAUAUCUAUCAAAAAAAAUUGAACAAAAUACUAAUAUGUGUAUUAGAUUUGCUUAUUAUAUCAAAUCAAAAUUAGUUAAUAAAAAUACAACACUAAUUCGUCUAUCUAGUGAUGAAAGUUCUAGUAAAGUAUUAUGGUAUCAAUUAUUCGAUGAUAGUCAAGGAUGGCAGAUAGUUAUUGUACCUUUAACCAAUGUUGCUAGUGCAAUAACAUACUCUUUUGAAGCUUACCGACUCGACCCAACAUUAACAGCUGUUGCUUUCGAUGAUAUUGAAAUUGACCAAUGUAGUUCUAUCAUAACAACUACUACAAGUACAUCGACAACAACAGCUACAAGUACAUCGGCAACUACUACCACCACUACUACUACUACGAGUACAUCAACAUCUACUACGACUACAACACUUCAUAAUAAUGCUCAUCAACUAUUUUCUCUAAAUAUAUGUAGUUUGAUAAUUUAUUAUUUUCUCUUCCAUAUUUUUCGACAUUUCUUUUAA
Messenger RNA from Adineta steineri, 1509 nucleotides. The record is from the annotation of a GenBank genome assembly. Lineage: Eukaryota; Metazoa; Rotifera; Eurotatoria; Adinetida; Adinetidae.